GAGGCCAGCGAGACUGGUCGCGUGAAACCAUCGCGCGCUUGGUUAAUUCAAUAUCUCUGAAAACUCGAAGUUAAAGAGUAACGGCAUUCAUCUUGAUACAGCUGAAACAAAACGAGGAAACGUCAAUAUUUAUAUUUUCCAACUCCUGGAAGCAGAUUGACUGAGUUUGUUACAGUUAAACAUAGUGGUAGUGUGCUUUGAGCCACCUGUGCCACGUGGAGGAAGGUGCUGGUUGUCAGGUGUUCGGUCAAAAUGCGUCUGAUGAGGCGACGUAUCUCCCCUCUAAAGCUUGCUGUGUUGGGCGGCACGCUUUUCCUGGUGGUUCUCGUGGUUCUCCAGAGGGACGUUGGCAACGCUUCGCUUCAGGACCCCUGGCUGCGAGAUCUCUCCGACAAAAAGGAGAAAGUCUUCGAGAUGGUCCGUGGGGCGGUCAAUAACUUCGCAUUCCAGAUCGGAGCGCCGCAACCCCCGCCGGUGGAAAUGCAGCACACCCCUGACAAAAACUGUCCACCGGGCUUCUACACUCAGGCAGACCUCAGACCCUGGAUAGAGAGACCACCCCAGGAGUCUACGGCGCCCGGUGCUGAUGGCGCUGCCUUUCAGAAGGACAGUAUGACUCCGGAGGAGGAGAAGGAGAAGCAGGAGGGGAUGACCAGGCACUGCUUUAACCAAUUUGCUAGUGACCGGAUCUCCUUGCACCGCAGUCUCGGUGAUGACACCCGUCCCCCCGAGUGCAUAGAGCAAAAGUUUCGCCGGUGUCCUUCUCUCCCCACCACCAGCGUGAUCAUUGUGUUUCACAAUGAGGCGUGGUCGACACUUCUGCGAACCGUGUACAGCGUGCUGCACACCACGCCGGCAGCCUUCCUCAAAGAAAUCAUUCUGGUGGAUGAUGCCAGCAUAGCAGACCACCUACACGGUAAACUGGACGAGUAUGUGAAGGCACUGAAGAUCGUGAAGGUUGUGCGUCAGCCGGAGAGGAAAGGUCUCAUCACAGCAAGGCUCCUUGGGGCGAGCAAAGCUCAGGGAGAAACCCUCACCUUCCUGGAUGCGCAUUGUGAAUGCUUCCAUGGUUGGCUUGAACCGCUUCUGGCUCGUAUCGUGGAGGAACCGACUGCGGUGGUGAGCCCCGAGAUCACAACCAUUGAUUUAAACACCUUCCAGUUUCACAAACCCCUGUCGAACGCCCGUGCCCACAACAGAGGAAACUUUGACUGGAGUCUCACUUUUGGGUGGGAGGCAAUUCCAGACUACGAGAAUGCUAAACGCAAGGAUGAGACCUAUCCAGUAAAAACACCAACUUUUGCUGGUGGCUUGUUUGCAAUAUCUAAGGCUUACUUUGAGAAAAUCGGGACUUACGAUGACAAAAUGGAGAUCUGGGGUGGUGAAAAUGUUGAGAUGUCCUUUAGGGUGUGGCAGUGUGGUGGGCAGUUGGAGAUAAUCCCCUGCUCUGUUGUGGGUCACGUCUUCCGUACCAAGAGUCCUCACACCUUCCCCAAGGGUACAGAGGUCAUAACUCGGAAUCAGGUGCGUCUGGCUGAGGUGUGGAUGGACGAGUACAAGCUGAUUUACUAUCGACGCAGCCAACACGCUGCUAAAAUGGCCGAAGACAAAGCCUACGGUGAUAUAUCUGACCGUCUGAAACUCCGAGAAACCUUACAAUGCAAGAACUUUUCUUGGUACCUCACCAAUGUCUAUCCAGAGGCGUUUGUCCCUGAUCUUACCCCUGUCAAGUUUGGAGCACUGAAGAACUCUGGAUCACAGCAAUGUCUGGAUGUCGGAGAAAGUAACCAUGGUGGAAAGCCCGUGAUUAUGUACACAUGUCACAACAUGGGUGGUAAUCAGUACUUUGAAUAUACAUCACACAAUGAGUUGAGACACAACAUAGGAAAGCAGCUCUGCUUGCAUGCAUCUCAUUACCCAGAGCAAGUGAAGAUUGAACUCUGUACAUUAAAGGGAAAAGGCAGUAGUCUGGUUCCUGAACAAGAGUGGGAGUUUACAGAAGAUAAACUAUUAAAGAAUCCCGCAUCUGGAACGUGCCUCCACUUUAAGGGCAAUCAGCUAGUAAUGAGCCCUUGCAAUUCAAUAAUCCUUCACCAGCACUGGGCUUUCAGUUGACCUCACACUCCAAACAAGGAGCAAGGACGUUCACUCCCAUAAGACCCACGCGGGAGGGCCAGCAGCCACGGCUCAGGCUGAAAUAAGUCUGAAUAUUGCAAGCCUGAGUGCAUUCACUGGAAGUGUAUUGGAUAGAUCAUAUCCAUAAGCUACCAAAAGACAUUGUGAUGGUACUGGGGUCAGGAUGCAAGUGCAGGUCAUGCAUAUUAAACUCACUGGAGCGCUGAAGAGUGAACAAUCUGACAGAAAGAAGUUUACUGAAGAUAUGUUUUAUUGACUGUUUUUGUUUACUGCCGCUUUUUUAAAUGGUGUAGGUUUUAUUUAUUUUAUAAAGAAGUAAUUCAAUAUUUUUGCAACAUUGUUAGUGUUGAGGCCAGUUUGAAGGGCCAUUUCUGCCAAUGAUGUGGUGGUUUUGUAUGAAGGAAAAUAAUUUGCACAUGCAGCAGGGGAGUGAGGGUUGUGUUUCAGAUGUUGUGAAUUGCAAAAGAGCAGGACUAGUUUUUUGGUCCUUUUUAGUUUCUUUGAGCUUGAACCAUCAGUAUGUUUAAUAUAACACCUGGUGACUUCCAUCAUGUCUUUAAUGUGCUGUGGGAGAGGGCUUAAAUUCUUAGAAACAGUAAUAAUAAUUCUUGUCAUUUUGUACCGUUUGUGGAAACUGGCUACCACGUCGUCUACACUUUAUAAGGUAUAGGGGAAUGGCUAUCAUUUAUUUUUUACCGGUAGGCUGCAGACGACCUUAUGCUUUUGUUUACAAAGAUUGUAAAAUAAACAGAGUAUAGAAGACGGUUCCUGGAAUUAGUGUGGGCGAAUGUGACGAAGCGUGAGAAGCAGUGUUGUUGAACCAGCAUGUUUUAAACAAAUUUGUGUGAGCAAAUACCAGCUCAGGUGUCCAAAUAUUGCUUUUGCAGGGUAAUAUAAAGUUGCAAAAGCUACAGUAAGACCCUCGUGCCAUACAAGCCAAUGGAAGCUACCAAAAUCUGAUUGUCAGUCAGUAGCCUAUUAAUUAUAUGGACGGUUUCAUCGGACGCACCUGUAUUUGUUUAUUAAUAUAACAAUUCAUUUUAUAUUUAUUGUAUUAAAUGUAAUUAAAACUACUCGACAGUUAAUCCUUUAUGGAGGUCCACUGGAAGUUUAAUUGAGCCCCAUAACUUUCGUUGCCGCUAAAACCGUCUAUAAAAUAUAUAUUAAUAUAGUCAGUCAUAAAAACUGCAUGCAUAAUAUUUAUACUAGAAUGAUAGAAAUUAUGUUUAGGCAGGAUCUUUAGUCUUGCUUACUGUAUGAAACGAGUGUUUAUUUAUGGUGUGAGACAGCAGGUGCAGAGUCAGUAUCCAGUGCUAACAGUGUGAUUCGAGAGGAAGUUGUUUAGUUUUACUGUAAAUUCUUAAUAACCAUCAACUUCCUCUUUUUAACGCAGUCUCUAUAUUCUCAUACAGAAUGAGAUUGCUGGUUCAUAUCACAUUUCCAGAAAUAAAAGCGCAUGAGUGAUUCUAUUAUAAUUUAUCAUCGUACUUGAUGUAACUCGACAUGCUUCAGUUGAACUUACUGGAAUUGUUACAUUAUACAAGUGUGGUUGGUUAUUUGUUGCGUCAUUUUAAAGCAACAACGAGCCGUUUUUUUCGACCUUAAAAUAAUCUCUCUAAAAUUAUUUUAGUGGUAGGACAACUCUUAACUGGACGAAUUUUACUGCCGCUGCGAGAAGGGGGAGUCUGCAGACCUGGAGCAGGCAGUUUUGCGCCCCAAGCAGUUUUGCGCCCCAGGCAGUUUUACGCCCCAAGCAGUUUUGCGCCCCAGGCAGUUUUACGUCCCAAGCAGUUUUACACCCUGUUUUUACUUAUUUGUCCAGUAGGGGGCACUGUACAUUAAGAACCACCAGAACAGACCUAAGAACAGAUAACUUCAUCGUCCAUCACGAGUUAUGGUAAAUAAACGUUUUCAGGCAAUCGUCCAACAUGUAUAGUUUUAAAUGAUUCAUUGAUAUGAUCGAUAUGAAUUCAUUUCAACAUCUAAAAAGAUAUGUACGGUAUGUGUAAUUUAUACUCAAAGACAAUAAAAUGUAUACUUAUUGACCA
Triplophysa rosa is the source of this 4184-nucleotide messenger RNA. It is a transcript of the gene galnt6, whose product is annotated as UDP-N-acetyl-alpha-D-galactosamine:polypeptide N-acetylgalactosaminyltransferase 6 (GalNAc-T6). The record is from RefSeq and is a predicted model, not a curated record. The coding region runs from base 253 to 2115 and encodes 620 amino acids. Gene Ontology annotation, cellular component: Golgi apparatus. NCBI's taxonomy places the organism in Eukaryota, Metazoa, Chordata, Actinopteri, Cypriniformes, Nemacheilidae. The transcript is spliced from 12 exons.